AUGUAUGAAAGUGAAAUUAUUGAAUAUACAAAUCGUCAUAAAAUGGAAGAAACAACAGCUAAAGUAUUUGCUCGUUUAAGUCAUAUGAAAAGUAUUCUUUAUAAAACUAUUAAAAAAUCAUCUUGUGGUACUAUUUCAAAACACAACGGUACCUAUUAUUCGCCAACAAGCGAUGAUUAUGACCAAAAAUCUGAGUCAACAUUAACAUCAUUGAUUGAUGAUACAUCAGAAGAUACAAUUUCAUCGAUCAGUGCAGAUUCUAUGGAUUCAGGUGUUUCCUCUGUAUUAAGUGACUUUUCACACUAUUCAUUAUCGUCAUCAUCAACAUCAUUACUUAAUCGAACAGCAACAAGCAUACCUAAAUCAUGUCAUUUGAGGUGUGAUCCAUCGAUCAUUAACUACAUAUCGCAUAAUCUAUUAACAACUCAUCGAUCGGAACUCUUUCUCAAUGAAAUCGACGAUCCAAAUAUUGAAGAAUCUCCAUUGAUACAAAUACCAUUAGCCGAAAGUAGUCGUCGUAUUGUACAUGAAAAUGAAGAAAAUGAUCAGACUAUUGUUGCUGAAGAUGAAGACGAACAACAAUCGGGCCCAUUAACAUCGACAUUAAUCGAUCGAUGGUAUUCCGUAACCAAAGCGUAUUCAGCAACAUUUCGUCAAGAUUUAACUGUGAGAAAAAAUGAACUCGUGCAAGUACUGCGUUCAACACAUCCACAUUGGGUUUGGGUGCGAAAUGAACAUAGUCAAGAAGGAUUUGUGCCAAUCGAUUGUUUGGUUGCUGCCUAG
Messenger RNA from Rotaria socialis, 783 nucleotides. NCBI's taxonomy places the organism in Eukaryota, Metazoa, Rotifera, Eurotatoria, Philodinida, Philodinidae. The record is from the annotation of a GenBank genome assembly.